This is a messenger RNA of Malaya genurostris, 2092 nucleotides long. RefSeq names its product ubiquitin-conjugating enzyme E2 H (gene UbcE2H). The transcript is spliced from 3 exons. Gene Ontology annotation, biological process: protein polyubiquitination; ubiquitin-dependent protein catabolic process. Lineage: Eukaryota; Metazoa; Arthropoda; Insecta; Diptera; Culicidae. The record is from RefSeq and is a predicted model, not a curated record. Gene Ontology annotation, cellular component: nucleus. Bases 578 to 1126 code for a protein of 182 amino acids. Gene Ontology annotation, molecular function: ubiquitin conjugating enzyme activity.
AGUCAUCAGCAGCAGCACACCAAGCACGACUCGACUCGGUUGAAGUUGAAGAAGGCGACGAUCGUUUCGACUACGACGCAGCAGUGUGCAGAGGGGAGACAAAUUUUCAGCUGUUUUCACCUCAUUGUCGAAGUUUGCUUGGAACUGUGUGGAGUGCAAAACGAUUCUCAAGGAUAGUUGCUGAUCGGAAAGUAGCAGCUCUCGCUUGCAAACUGGCAGCUCUGGAUGAAGGAAGUGGACAAAAACGAUAAAGCAUUAGCAUCUGAUAAAAUGUUGAAUGCUCUCGUGGCCUAGAGAGCAUUUGGUUUGUUUUUGGUGCGCAGCACAACAUUGGCAGAGAGCAUCAUCAGAAGUUGGGAGUUGGGAGUAGUGCGUGUUUUUUUUUCUAUUGCUGCCUAAUAAGAGUUGAACACUUUGUGCAAAGAGAAACAUUAUCACCAGUGCUAGUCUGUGCAGCUUAAAAACAAUUCGGAGUGCAGUGUGAUAGCAGGUCAAUUUGAUUGACGAGAGAAAAGACAUAAACAGCCUCGCGAUCGGCAUCACCUACCAGAACAGCGCUAGCCGCUAGCCGGACAAGAUGUCGUCUCCCAGUGCCGGCAAGCGCCGGAUGGACACCGAUGUGAUCAAGCUGAUCGAGAGUAAACACGAAGUCACCAUCCUGGGCGGUCUCAAUGAGUUCUGUGUCAAAUUUUUCGGUCCUCGAGGGACACCGUACGAGGGUGGGGUGUGGAAGGUCCGCGUGCAUCUGCCGGAGCACUAUCCGUUCAAAUCGCCCAGCAUUGGAUUUAUGAACAAAAUCUAUCACCCGAACAUCGACGAAGUGUCCGGCACAGUCUGUCUGGAUGUGAUCAACCAAGCCUGGACGGCGCUGUACGAUUUGUCCAACAUUUUCGAGUCGUUCUUACCGCAGCUACUAACCUACCCAAAUCCGGUGGAUCCGCUGAACGGGGACGCCGCUGCCAUGUAUCUGCACAAACCCGAGGAGUACAAGAAGAAGGUGGCGGACUAUGUGCGGCGGUACGCCACAGAGGAGGCACUGCGCGACCAGGAACCUACCGAAAGCUCCGACAGCGAGUCCAGUAUGUCUGAUUUCAGUGAAGAUGAAGCACAGGACAUGGAGUUAUAACAACGGCUAGCUUCAAUGUUUACCAAUUACUACUAUUAAACAAAUAGAAACAAAGGGCAGAAGACGGUGAGAAUUUGAAAACCUUUUUAUUAAAUUAAAUGUUUAAGCGUAGUCAUCCAAACAUAUAUACACAAGUACAUCAGUGCAUUGAAGAAUCGAGCGACAUUACCAAAAAAAAGAAAGAAAAAAGAAAGCAACAAAAUUUAUCUUUGUGAUUAAAUGUGUGGAAUAGGGAUUCGGUUAGUCGACGGCAAGAUUUAUUUAUAGUUUUCGUUCAUUUUACGCUUGUUAGGAGAUUCACAUUUGGAGCUACAUAAACAUUAUCUACGUCACUACCACCAGCAACAUAAGUAAUUGCUACAACAUUAGUAAUAUUUAGUAAGAGUACAGUUUACUAACAUCUCCCUAGCACUAGUAGCAGCGUGUUGAAUCAAUCGUAGAAGUAAACUCGUGAAGCGUUUUGUUUUUGUUGGUUGGUUCAGUUCGAUUUGCCCAAUAUACGAUACGAUACCUUAUAUUGAUUGAAUGUUUGAAUUUGGUUUUGUUUCAUACGAUAUAUUUUUGUUGCAUGCAAUGCGACGAUCUUCCCGAGAUCUUGAAACCAUUCUCUCUAUGCCGAGUAUCCAUUUUCCUUAUCCUUCAAUUUAACUUUCACAACCACCACCACCACAUCCCUCCUGACAGUAGAUGUCACACACCGUAGGAGGAUUGUUUAUUAAUGAUUAAUUAAUAUAAUUGAUUAAUAGUAGUGCGUAAUGAUAGGUGAUAAUUAUAAUUAACAUAAACUAACGAAGUGAUGAGAAAAACAUGGAAAACUUGAAACAAAAAAAAAGUGGUGAAAAAUAGUAGCGUUUAAGUCAUGUUUGUAAUUUCGAUGAAUGAUGAAAUAUUACUUGAAGAAAAUCUAUAUUAAGAAAAGAAAACGCAUAUAUUUAAACAUUAAUAAAAAUAAUAUAGAAAAUAAAA